Molecule: messenger RNA, 4202 nt
Organism: Penicillium brasilianum
Lineage: Eukaryota; Fungi; Ascomycota; Eurotiomycetes; Eurotiales; Aspergillaceae
Source: the annotation of a GenBank genome assembly
CCAGCUUCUUCGGCUGUUCUUCUCAACGUCUUUCCGUCUUCCAUCCGAUCCAAGUCCUUCCCCCUCUUGCUCCUCCUCUCUCGCUUCCUCCGCAUAGUCUCGGUGUUCCCUCCUGUCUUCUUCCCAUUGCGUGACCGGGAACAUCCCUUCUAGACCGUCAGCCGCGUGCUCCCCUGCAGUGCAAGGCCCGCCCCUUCCAUCUUGACGUGGGCCACGAUCAUUGGCUUCUUUCUGUGCCCGGCCCUGGCUCUCCACCUGUCAGCCACUGUUCACCCGAGGUCUUGGACACCGACAUCUCUGCAGGCGCUUUUUGAGAACCAGGCAUACGCCACACCAUCUCCUCACUUUCCAUGGACGUUGGACACAAAACAAGUCUUUAGCCCAAACGUUGAGCCGGAUCUGCGGUCCCUCUCGUCUCUGAGUUCCGCCAACCAUAAUUCUUGAUCCUGCCUCGACCGGUUCUAGGCGCUCUUGUUUUGUCUAAGGCCCUCCCCCACCCCCCGAGAGAAACAAAGCAUCAGCCCAGAGAUGGCUGUCGUGCUUUUGUGAUCGUCCGACCGUUUCUAAACAAACCAUUCCCGUCCUCGUUACCUCUCUCCCAUUUUUACGCACAACAGCACCUCUCUCCCCCCCCCGGAUCGCCUAUACAAUCCCUGCAACCCCCGAACUUGCAGCAUACCUCCUCAACUCUCCCAUCCCCCCGUCGUUCCCGCCCCAGGGGUCUCCAUUUCCCGACUAACAGCAUGUGGAUUUCGGCUAUUCGCUUGACUGCACCACUCGUGUAACGACCCGUACUUCCCUGCGCAACAUUUCGUUCGACAUCCUGCGACCUUUUCAUUCGCUCUUUGUUGCCAACAACUCAUUCUUUUUACACCGAUAGCCUACCCUCAUAUUCUGGCUCGAUCGAGACCAUGGCUGCGGAGUCCGAGAGGCCGCCUUACCUUAAUGGUGCUUCUGGGUCCAAAGGAACCAAGGAGUCAGAGGCGGCAUCGGACACGGCGCAACGGUUGGCUGGAGUCAACAAUGACAUGAUGGAGGUGCCUCGUCCGACCAUUCAAACACAUGGACAGGCCAUGUCUCAAGUACCCAAACUGCUUCCUAAUCUUCCCAUCUAUUCCGCCCCGACGUCCACUUGCAACUCCGCCGUCUCCUCUCGCGAAUCCUCCCCUGUCCGAACCUCUUCGCGCAUCGCCAAUUCUCCUUCCACCAGCCGAGUGUCUUCGCAGACCCGAAAGGGUAAUCAAGACCGUGCGAGCCCAACUCGAGCCCCCAGCAACGGCCAUCCCUCCAGUCGAACCGUACCACCUUCUUCUGGCCAGCGCUCUUCGCCAGCACCCCAAACCAACCAUCCGCCUGUCCUCUCCCCUCCUGCUGCUCCCGAACCACCAGCCAAUGUUCCAAGUCCGGAAAAGCACAAUAUGCCAACAUGGGCGGGGAAUCGACGUAUCGAUCAAGAAUCGACUCCACCGAAUACUUCACAGAAACGAACCUCUCCUACGCCGUCGGAGGAUCAUGGCAAGGUCGACCGAAGCACCCCUCGGCCCACGACGAGAGUCGUCCCUGGACAAGGUCCCUCCCUGGAGACGGUUCAGGAAAUGGCCAGCAAUCCAUCCACUCCGUCCAGUGACACUGCUCUCCAGCCAACAACCCCGGACGACGCCCGAUUACACACAAUCGAUGAAGACCCAACUCCUCGAGCCUCCAGGCAGAAUACAGAAAGUGGCAGUGACAGCGGCGGUGGCCCAAGUUCGAGGGAGGAAAGUCACUCUCACACCGCAGGCACGGUCAAAAUGCCGGGGACUAUCAUGCCGAAGCGAUCAUCGACUUCACUCAGUGCUGGUGCGCGAGCGAAGCCUACGGACGGCUCGGUCCGCAACAUGAUUGUGGAGACGGAAACCGUGAGCUCAAUUCCACAGGUAUCGUUGGGUGUUGCCACUGGAGAGCGAGGCAGCACUAGUCGAGCCGAGCAGGGCACCCUACGGAUGAAACCUUCCACGGAGACGAUCCGACCCCGCAAAGAGAAGAAGAAACACCGGCGCGCCAAUCCCCUCACUACUGGGCCCGGAACCAGUAAGGCGGACAUUUUCGAGGCCAAGGUGGCCAGUGCCGUGGAUGAAGCCGAUGUUUCUGACUCUGACGAGACUUUUGUUUACGAGUCCAAUCCUCCUGACCCAUAUCCCCCUCGCCAAUCGCGAUAUCACUCUCGAACGCCUAGUGCGACAUCCAUGGCAAGUCAAGUCGACCAGCUGGCUGGUCGUGCUCGUGGCGCUAUCCGUGACGGCUCGCAUAGCGUUACUGUGAAACGCAGCAUGAAAUUUACAAACAAUACAUACAAUAGCAGUUUGGAUGGUGAAGCUGCGGAUGCCGAUGGAAGUCGAAACGCCGGCCGGGUCGAAGGGAGCGGCACUAUAACACCCCGUCACCAUCAUGUUGGGCGCCAUGGACGCAACGGGGCUUACCCGUCGCUCUUUGAUAAUGAUGGGCCGUUCCCUCAACCCCAAACGCAAUUGAAGUCGCCACGACACUUUAUUGGCAGCGGAUAUCGCCAUUCUCGAAACAGCAAUACGCGAUCCUCGCCCAACUAUAAGACCAUUGCAAACAAAAAGGCCGGCGAUGUAUACGACUUUGAUGCCGAGGGUGCUGAUGAUGAGCGCACACCAUUGGUAGGUGCAGCGCGGGUUACGCGUAGCCGCCAUGGGCGACGACCCAACAGUGCUAGCCUACGGCAGAUGGAGUAUAUGGCGCAACGGCAACGGGGUUGCUUCUCUCAAUAUGGCUCUUGUGCUAUAAUUCUCUUCCUCUUGCUCAUUAUUGCUGGGGGUGCAGCUUCCUUCAUUACCGCAGCGACCAAGACACUUCUCGACGUGCAGGUUGUUGCCAUUCAAAAUGUUCUGGCCUCUGAGCAAGAGAUUAUGCUGGAUCUUCAGGUCGAGGCGAUGAACCCUAACAUCUUCCCGGUGACGAUCGAGGACGCUGAUGUGAACAUCUUCGCCAAGAGCCGAUAUGUCGGCACAGAAAACACUUGGCAAAAGCAAUCCUCGGGUGCAGAGCUUUACCGGACCCCCCGAGUCCAACAGAGUCGACGCCGCUGGUACUUGUCUCAGCUAGUCCGGUGCCUUGGAAAUGCAGAUUGCGUCGAGGAAGCCAAGAACGGCAACUCGAAGGGGCAUAAUGACGGUGGUAUCGACAAAGGCACUGAUCCCAUCAGUGAUCCUGAGGGUGAUCCACAAACCAUGCUCUUGGGCCGCGUCUUCCGGUUUGACUCGCCUCUCUCUUUCGAGGCGUCUCCCUGGGGUCACUUGGUUUCUACCUCCAAGGGUCAGAUUCGGCUUGCUCGACCUGGAAACAAGACUGAAUCAGGCGGUACGGAGCGCUGGGAACGUGUUCUUCAGCAUCCGUUCGACCUGAUCGUGCGGGGCGUGGUUAAGUACCAGCUCCCACUUAGCGCGCGUUUCCAUUCCUCCUCCAUCAGUUCCACUGUCCGUGUUGUCCCCAACGACGACGACGAAUCUACGCCUAGCAAUGAAACAGCGCCUCACCUCUCCCUCACUAGGGAAACUACUCCCUCCUCCGGCCGCCUCAUCGCGGAACCCGAUGCCCAAUUCUAGCGUCAUACGGGAGUACCUCAAGGACAGUUUACGGCAUAAAACAAAAAUUCUGGAGUACCUCUUUUUAUUUCCAACAUUUUAGCGAUAGAUUGAUGUCCAUCACGACAGCACUCCCCAUUUUUCAUUAUAAUCCUUCUACAUUCUAUUUCUUUGUUCAGCGUAACGAGACGAAAACGAUCCACCAAAGCCUUUAUCUUAGGUCUUGUCUUGUCUCUUUGCCUUGCGACGCUGUAUACCCAUUCGCGAUGUCGCUGCUAUUGCUGAUUUCGUCAAAUGGCUCGCGGUUAUGCAGGAUCUGAGUGUUGUCUCUCAGAAUCCCUGCGCAGCCAUGCCCCUUUUCCAACACAUACCUUUUUCCUCCGGUCUUCGACUGCUAUCUGUACAAAUUUCUCGUGUUAGCGCGGAUCGGAUUGAGUUACUAUUUUUCACGAUCUGAGCAGUGGGAAUUUUUCCUUCCUAUUCCCCUGCUUGUUCUGGCUGUCAGCCGUUUCCUUGCUUCUUUCCCUUCAUGGAAAUGUAUCUAUAUUGUCUUAUUUGAUGCAUCUUUUAUAUAGAUGUAAUGAUAACGAACACUGGGAAUGACUGAGCUUUCAC